UCUAGGACAACCAGGACUUCUUCGCUGCCAUGGUCGAGAGCACCUCUGCUAGGGUUCAAUGGCCACCGUGGGAAAACAGGGUCAGGCACACAAGGGGGCGGUCGAGCGUUGUUUGCGUGUUUACGUGGAUCUCGUCAAUUGCUUGGAUGUUAACGGCUUUGGCGCUUGGUUCACACGAGACGGUAUCAAUGCUCUCUGCAGUAUUUCAGACCAGCUGUUAUAUAUAGGCCUAUAAGGAUUACUAUGUGCGACAAACAGGUAAGAAAAACCUAGCAUUGAACAGGUGAACGUUUUCACCUUAUGUUGGGGCUCAGGAGCACUCUACAAAGGGAAACAAGUCAUGUAAAUGAUGGAACAGCAGUACCUGUCCUCUGUCUACUUGAAUUACACGAAGUUUGCUUUUCAAUCAAAAAAUAUGCAAGCGAUUAUAAAAAAUACCUGGUGGCCCAAGUGGGUAGAGGGCGCUAAUGUUCUGUCGGUUAUAAGACAUACUCACAUCUGUGGAAGGUUGGCGUGUUCCAUUAAAGGAUAAAUGAAAAGGUACCGUACUAAAAAAACGAAGAGUAUGGUCUUAAGGAAAAUGAAAAAAGAUUUCCAUGAUAUAAAAUGGAAAAAAGAUAUUCAUUUUUGAGGCAUAUUUUAUAUUUCUUGAUAACCCCUCUAAUUUAUGCUUCUAUUCCAUCAGUGGUCGCAGAUAUUCAGAAAUGACAUCAUCGAUGAAUAUACUGGGAACUCGAGGCCUGCUAAGCGCCCCCCCCCCCAACCCCAACAACAAUUCGGGCUCUCACCUCAAGAAAGGUCUUUUGACAACUGUCACAGUUGACGUUACCACAACAAGUUACCUUAAGUCCAGACUGACCGCUACAGGGCCUUAGAAAAGCCAGAAAGCUUAAAGCCGUUCUAAUACGCCCCAAGAAGAAAGCUGAGAAGCUUGUUUUACAUCUUAGGCAACAUCAUAUACUCGGUAUUAAUUAAGAUAUAUACGCCACGAUUUUCAAGUAUGCUUUAAGCCUUUUGAAGAUUUAAUUGUUCCCAGUGCUGACGGGGUAACGAGGUCACAAUUAGAAAUCAACUACCGUAAAGCUAAUAUAUUAUUAUAAUCGAACAGCUCAGAGCUCUGUUACACAAAGCUUGUUAGAAGACCAGGCAGAGGGACAUAUGAAAAACACGUGUUGCCAUGGUAACUGAAUAAAUUAAAGUGGCUUACCAUUGGUGUGUUGACCCUGGAUCACUGGCUGCUCUAUCGCUGAUGAUAGCUCAAGGCCUACAAUAUAUGCCUGGGAGGGCGGGUCAUCCUAAACCCAGCUGAUUGCUCUCAAUGGUUAUAAUUCCCCGUCAGUCGGUCAAUGGACGUCUGUUAUUUGACAUCCUCGCUUUUGCUAUAGCUGAGCCAGAGGACGGGCCCAAUCGGCAAACGUCUCGUGUAUUGUCGAUGAGAGAAUAACAGAUGAAGAGUACUUUGCCAGACCUGAUACCGGCUUCAUUUUCUUUGUUUACUCGGAGAAGGCGCCAUCGAGAUGACCGUGGCUCUGAACGAACUAAUCGAGAAGCUCGGCAAUCCUGGGCGCCUUCAGAUCUUUGUCUUUUUCCUCCUCGGCUUCAAUUACUUCCCAGUGGUGGUCAACUCGCUCAUCAUGGCUGUCUAUGGAUCACGAGUGCCAUUUUACUGUGCAGAUCAAGGUAACGAUGAACACAUGAGCAACUGGACCAACCUGACGUCUUAUAACGUUUCAGAUCUGCCAUGUGACAAUGAAACAUCCAAUCAGUGUGUGUGUUGCAGGUCUGCUUGGGUGUACAACACAACGGAAGUGUCCAUGUUAACUGAGUGGGAUUUGAUCUGCGGAAAUCAAUACCUGAUCGGCUUGUCGACAUCCAUCUUCUUCACGGGUACUAUGGUUGGGGGGUUUCUAUUCGGCUUUCUCUCCGACUCCAUCGGAAGACGACCUGUUGUUUUAAUAACACUGUAUGGUCAACUGCUCAAUGGCAUCGCAAUGUUUUUUGCCCCAGAUUACACAUUGUUUGCUGUUCUCCGAUUCAUUCAAGGAAUAUUCUUGCAGGGCUUGCAGACCACCUCUCAUACUAUGCUGAUGGAGAUGUUUCAGCCUGGUCAUCGCACUGUAGUCGGGGUAUCGCUGGAAAUUUUCUGGGGCACAAGUUACAUCACCUUAGCCGGGAUCUGGUACCUCAUUCAGAACUGGAGAUACAUACAGCUAGCCAUUACUCUACCAACUGCCGUCACCAUAGUCUACAUAUGGGUGUUGCCAGAAUCUUUGAGAUGGCUUUUGUUGAAGAAGAAAUUCCUGAAGGCAGAGAAGCUGGUAAAGACACUGGUGAAGUACAACAAGUUGGACUACCCUGAGGCCGCCAUGAUACAAGUCCGCCUUCAGGUCGUGGCCGCCUCUGACACCAAGACAAACAGCUACACCGUCCUUGACCUUGUCAGAACACCGACGAUCCGGCGAAGGUCACUCAUACUCUCCUUUACAUGGUUCUCGGCGAGUCUUGUGUACGUUGGCCUGUCAUUGGGAGCUACAGAUUUGGCGGGAAACAAAUUCCUGAACCUAUUCAUCAGCGGUGCUGUGGAAUUUCCUGCGUACAUAUCUUCCUUAAUCAUACUAAAGCGCUUUGGAAGACGAAGACCUAAAGCCGCAUACUUCUUUGCAUGCGGACUGACAUGCAUUGGCUCGGGAUUUAUUUCCAAAAAAGACACAAGUCUCCAGCACCUGUCGCUGGCCCUGUUCAUGUUUGGGAAGUACUGUACCGCUGGAAUGUACACUGUCCUCUUUCUCUUUGCAGCUGAACUCUACCCGACUGUAGUAAGGGCAGUAGGCUGUGGAGCAUGCGCGAUAUUCAUGAAGGCUGGUGGACUCGUGGCUCCUCUUGUCUUACGGCUGGGAAGCAUAACCUUCACACAACUGCCCAUUCUUAUCUUUGGAGGGUUUGCUUUGGUGGCAGGGGGGCUAACUCUCCUUCUGCCAGAAACCCUGAACAGCAAACUGCCAGAUAAGAUCGAAGACGUGGAGAUUGAACCGCCUGGAAAGACUGAGGAAACAACAGCUGAUAAACUGAUGGAAACUACAUUCAGUACCUGAUGGUGUCAUUUUCUGAAUUUAAACAUAUAACUUCGCAAAAAAGUAUACAUGUACAAACUCUCAAGACCCAGCUCACACUCCGUCUGCUUUAAAAUAAAAGCAUUAUU
Molecule: messenger RNA, 3199 nt
Organism: Liolophura sinensis
Lineage: Eukaryota; Metazoa; Mollusca; Polyplacophora; Chitonida; Chitonidae
Product: organic cation transporter protein-like
Exons: 10
Coding region: 1518-3092 (524 amino acids)
Biological process (GO): transmembrane transport
Cellular component (GO): membrane
Molecular function (GO): transmembrane transporter activity
Source: RefSeq, a predicted model, not a curated record